Messenger RNA from Lactuca saligna, 3753 nucleotides. The record is from the annotation of a GenBank genome assembly. NCBI's taxonomy places the organism in Eukaryota, Viridiplantae, Streptophyta, Magnoliopsida, Asterales, Asteraceae.
AUGUACACUCUCAUAGUUUCUGUAAGUGCCAAAACUGAACCAUCUUUUUCCCCUCUUCUCGGUAAAUUGCAAAACCCCAGCGCUCUCUUAAUCCCUUCAUACGGUUUCUGGUUGGAGUCUAAUCUCCAUUCGUUCGUAGCUGUCGAACUUCUGCCAUUUGAUCCAAUCAUAAUCACGAUCGAGAUGAAUGGAGGGUAUGUUAACGGCGAAUUAGGUCAGCUUCGAGCCACUAUGCAAACAAUCGAAAUUGCGUGCAGCUCCAUUCAGAUAAAUGUAAAUCCAACGGCUGCUGAGGCCACUAUAUUGUCUCUAUGCCAGUCUGCUCGACCAUAUCAGGCAUGCCAGUUUAUUAUUGAAAAUUCUCAAAUGCCAAAUGCAAGAUUCCAAGCAGCUACAGCAAUUCGAGAUGCAGCUAUACGAGAAUGGUCAUUUCUUUCAUCCGAAGAAAAAAAAAGCUUGAUUAGUUUUUGUUUGUCCUAUGUAAUGAAACAUGCAAGUUCACCAGAGGGCUAUGUUCUAACAAAAAUUUCAUCCGUUGCAGCUCAACUGAUGAAAAGGGGUUGGCUGGAACUUAAUGCUGCAGAAAAGGAUGGAUUUUUCUCUGAGAUAAAUAUGGCUAUUGCUGGUAACCAUGGACUAGAAGUGCAGUUCAUUGGACUCAAUUUCCUUGAAUCACUGGUGUCUGAAUUUUCUCCAUCCACUUCUACUGCUAUGAGCCUUCCUAGGGAGUUUCAUGAGCAAUGCCGAAAAUCUCUAGAGCAAGAUUAUCUUAAGAAUUUUUAUUGUUGGGCACUGGGGGCUGCACAAAGUGUUACUACUGAAAUUACAAAUUCUGAUGCUUCUGUCUCAGAAGCAAGAGUUUGUACAACUGCACUUCGUUUCAUGCUUCAAGUCCUUAAUUGGGACUUUAGUAGCAGUGGUAGAGUUGCAAAAAACAGCAUAGAUGUUUAUUCCUUUGUUGCUAAAGAAGAUAGCAACUCCACUUAUACGCUAGUCCAGCCUGGCAUUUCAUGGCGUGAUAUAUUGGUGACAAGUGGUCACACAGGGUGGCUUUUGGGGUUGUAUAGUGUUCUCAGAGAGAAAUUCUCAAGAACUGUAUUUCCAUCAGAUGCUGGUGUUACACAAGGGAAGCAUCUUCUGCAACUGGUAUCUGGAAUCAUUCUAUGGAUUCAUCCUCCUGAUGUUAUUGCAAAAGCAAUCGAAUGUGGAAGAAGUGAAAGUGAAUUGCUUGAUGGUUGUCGUGGACUGUUAUCCAUAGCUGCUGUUACCAAUCCUGUUAGUUUUGACAACCUCUUGAAACAAAUAAGGCCUUUUGGGACACUCAGUCUGUUGUCUGGCUUAAUGUGUGAAGUUGUUAAAGACCUUAUGACCAAAGAUUUAGAGGAUGAGCCAUGGAGUUGGGUUGCACGUGAUAUCUUACUAGACACAUGGACAACACUUCUAACAGAUACAAACAAUUCUGGAGUGAAAUCAUUGCUUCCACCUGAAGGAAUAAAUGCUGCUGCCAAUCUUUUUGCCCUAAUUGUAGAAUCAGAACUAAAGGCUGCAUCAGCCAGUGAAGAAAAAGAAGACUACUUUCAACCCUCUGUAGUUGCCAUGGAUGAGAGAUUGAGCUCUUAUGCCCUUAUUGCACGAGCUGCUAUUGAUGUUACAAUCCCUUUUCUUACUCAACUUUUUUCUGAGCGAUUUGCAAGGCUUCAUCAGGGAAGUGGAAUAAAUGAUCCAACUACAACAAUGGAGGAGCUGUAUUCACUUUUGUUGAUAACUGGUCAUGUAUUGGCAGAUGAAGGAGAAGGAGAAACACCCUUGAUACCAAUGGCUAUAGAAACACGUUUUCCAGAGUACGUGGAAACAGACAAACAUCCAGUAGUUGUACUUUCAUGGUCUAUCAUAAAGUUUGCUGAACAGAGUUUAGAUCCAAACAUAAGAGCAGCUUUCUUUAGCCCUAGGCUUAUGGAGGCAAUUAUAUGGUUCCUUUCACGAUGGUCUUCUACAUAUUUGAUGACAAGUGGAGAAAUGCAAAGUUACAGAAACUCCAUAGAUGAGGUUACACUGCUUCUGAUGCAACGUUCAAGAGAAGCAUUGCUUAGUUUUUCUGCUGAACAUACUCAGGGAAAACCCUUACUCAACAUUAUUGUGCGAAUAUCACUUACAACACUCAUUUCAUAUCCUGGAGAAACUGAUUUACAGGCUCUCACAUGUAACCAGUUGCUUGGUGGACUUGUUCGCCGGAAAAAUAUCUGUGCACACCUUGUCACAUUGGAAGCAUGGCGUGAUUUAUCUCAUUGCUUUGCCAAUGAUAGAGUCAUAUUCUCACUAAAUGCCACUCACCAGCGUUCCCUGGCUCAGACCCUUGUUCUUUCAGCUUCUGGAAUAAAAAACUCAGUGGAAGCAAAUCAGUACAUAAGGGAUCUCACAAAUCAUAUGACAGCUUAUCUUAGUGAUAUAUCUGGCAAGAAAGAUAUCAAGACUAUUUCUCAGCAACCAGAUGUUAUUCUCGCUGUGACUUGCUUAUUGGAGCGACUUCGAGGAGCUUCAAGUGCUUCAGAACCACGGACACAGAAGGCACUUUAUGAGAUGGGAUUUUCAGUGAUGCAGUCUAUUCUUAAAUUUAUUGAGGUUUACAAGGAUGAGUCUGCAGUUGUGUAUCUGUUGCUUAAGCUAGUUGUUGAUUGGGUGGAGGGGCAAAUCAUCUACUUGGAACCUCAUGAGACUGCAGUGGUUAUUGACUUUUGUAUGCAUCUGCUUCAGCUUUACUCUUCUCACAACAUUGGCAAGAUAUCUGUAAGCGUUUCAAGCAGUUUAUUAAAUGAAGCAAAUGCUGAAAAAUACAGGGAUUUACGUGCUUUACUACAACUGCUUCAAAAACUAUGCACAAAGGAUAUGGUUGAUUUUUCAUCUGCUGCCAAUGAGGAACAACAGACAAGCAUUUCUCAAGUUAUAUAUGUUGGUGUUCACAUUGUUAGCCCUUUGAUUACAACAGAAUUGCUCAAGUAUCCUAAGCUUUGUUAUGAUCACUUUGCCCUGCUGUCACACAUGCUGGAAGUUUAUCCCGAAAUGAUCCCCAAAUUGAACCAUGAAGCCUUCAGUCAUAUUUCAGGAACUCUUAUUUACGGCCUCCAUCAACAGGAUGAAGAAGUUGUUGGGAUGUGCUUGAGAUCUCUGAGAGCCCUUGCAGUCUACCACUACAAAGAAAGAGGUGUUGGUAGAGAUGGUUUAGGUCAACAUGCUACAAGCUAUAAGGACAAUGAUGGAAAUUUUCAGGAUGGCAUUCUUAGUAAAUUUUUACGUUCUCUACUUCAACUAAUCCUCUUUGAGGAUUACAGCACGGAUCUUGUAGGAGCAGCAGCUGAUGCUCUUUUUCCAUUAAUUCUCUGUGACCAUGAUCUUUACCAGAGAUUAUGUAACGAAUUGGUUGAAAGGCAACCGAAUCCAAUAUUCAAAACAAGGAUGGUGAGUGCAUUGCACUCGCUAACAACCUCGGACGAUCUGUCUCCAUUGGCCGACCGCUCAAACAUGAGAAAGUUCCGGAAGAAUCUAAACCGUUUCCUUAUUGAUGUUCGUGGGUUUUUGCGGGUAAUUUGAUUAUAUAAUAUAAACAACCUUAAACUUUUCAACGGCGGCUGACAAGUUCUUCCGGAACAAUGUAUUCUGUUGGGAUACUCGUGAUGAUUAGACGAACGUGUAGCCGGUCCGAUUGGUCAUAUUCAUACACAAGAUUGUUUGUUUUUUUUUUUUUUUUAUUGUUUUGUU